UACCAUCAUAUGCGAGUCACGAAUCUCUCCCGACAAAUGGACGAGGUAAAAAUUGUUCCCGAGACUGAUUCUGAAAAAACGUCAAUUAACUCGAUGGCAGGGCAAUUGCCUAUGUACUCGGGUCAGAAAGUUGAUCAUUACAAAUGCAAAUAUCCAUACUCGAUCGUUUGGACGCCUAUUCCGUGUCUUACAUGGCUGUUUCCCUUCAUUGGUCACAUGGGUAUCUGUAUGACUUCUGGGGUCAUCCGUGACUUUGCUGGUCCCUACUAUGUAUCGGAAGACUGUAUGGCAUUUGGAAAUCCAACAAAGUACUGGCAGUUAGAUCUGAGCAAAGUCAGAAAUGGAAAGGAUAACUGGGAUAAAGCUGUACAUGAGGCAUCAGAGGAAUACAAGGGCAGAAUGCACAAUCUUUGUUGUGACAAUUGUCAUUCACAUGUUGCCAUGGCAUUGAACUUGAUGCAUUACAAUGGAGGCUCCAACUACAACAUGAUAUAUCUCUGCUUUAUGAUGCUAAUACAUGGAAAAUAUACCAGUGUCUGUGGCAUCGUGAAGACCUGGCUUCCGUUCCUGAUUAUGGCCUCCAUCAUAUUGACCGUAGUUCUGGUGAUGCAUGUUGCUUAGCAACAGAGAGACUUGAGCAAGUUGUAUGGCUGUGAUAAUGUACUAAUCCUAUGUUGUAAAUUUGUAAAUAAAAUUGAUGUUAAUAAUAUGAACUACACAGAAUUAAAUUAUCCUCUAGAGUUAUAAUUUGUUUAUAUCCCACCCAACAUGAGCUGGCAAUGGAUGCGGUAUCUGUCUUAACGUCAAUGUCAGCCUUUCUGUUUUGAUGAGUUUUUAAGAACUAUUAGGUAUAGAAUUAUUAUUUGGCAUAUAGCUUGCUGAAUUGCUUCAUUGACCUUGCCAUAUUCUAAAGGUCACAGGGAUCAAGUAUUUCAAUAUAGUGGAAUAGCUAUCAGGUUUGUUAAAACUUGAUAUACUUUCAAGGUCACAUGGGUCAAAUAUGUCAAAAGAGAAUCUCUUUGAUAAGGAUAUCGUUAAGGGCUCUGAUAUAUAUUUUGUAGGUUACUGGAAUGAUUGCUAUGACAUUAUUUCAAAUUAAUGUUAUUUAAACCCAAAUCUUGAUCUAUUAAACUUACUUCUGCACUGUACUUCAAUUUCCAUGAUGUAACAUACAUGACCAGGUGAGAGUUAACAUACAGACCCCUUCAGCCUCUUGUUUAGUCUCAAAGCAAUUUAUUUAAGGGUAGAGUAAUCUUAGAGAUUAAAUGUCUGAAUCAAACAUCUGAGGUUAAAUAUCUGAUAUUUAUAUAAAAGCAAUGAAAAAAUAGUUGAUUAAAAGUACCAGGUUAGUAAUGUAUACUGUCAUAGGUAGGAAGAUAUACGAUAAAAUGAACCAAUCAUAUGUCUUUUAAAGAUGCCGAAAUCUAAUUAUGAAAGAUAAAAUCUGGCAUCAUGGUGCAAUACAUAGCAACAGUAACCUUGGUGUUGACCUUGUGACCCUGAAACACAACUCGGGUUAUUAUCAUACUUAAUCAUUUUAAUGUGUUAAAAUUCUCCAUAAAAUGGUGGGAACAUAAUUAAUUGUUACAUGGUGUUUUUUCAUUCCUAAACUAUUCAUUGAUGAUGAUACCAUUGGCUAAGGUUUUAUGAUAAUAUCUGACUACAGGGUUCAGUGCUGCCAUUGAUCUAUUGGCAAGUACAACAUUUAUUACCAAAAGUCUGAUCAAGGGUAUCAAUGCCAGUACUUAUGAUAUUGUUAUGCUUUAGGAAUAGUUUUAAGGCCUGUAUGUAGUUACUGAUUGGUGUGAAUAUACUUUAUAUUAUCAUUUUUUUAUAUAUAUUUUUUUAAACUCUUUUUGAUGUUGAACACUGAUGAUUGAUUGAUGGAUUGAGUGAUAGGUUUUACGUCCGCUUCACUACCGAGGAGUUCGGUUAUCCAGCAGACAAUGUGUUGAACACUUCAUGUAACUGGCUUUAUACUGUAGCCCUUUGAUCAUAGAAUUAAUAUAAUUUGUGUAUAAACAGCAGAUCGUUUAUAAUUAAUAGAUGUUUGUUGCUUCUUAACUUCAUGAAAGAUUUAAUUGCAAAUUUAAAAACUGUACCUAUGUAUAUUUGUUUCGACACAAAAAACAAGGAACAUUUGGUCAUUUAUUGUAUAUUUUUCCUUUCAUGAAUUCAAAUCCUUUCAAAUUACAAAUGUAGUUGUUUGAAUAACAGUUAGGAAAAAAUUUAAUAAAAAUGGAAGUUCAUGAGAUUUACAUAAAAUAAUUAUUGUUAUUUUUUCUUAUAUGAAUCAAACAUAAUAAGUUUCCAUGAAUAAUUGGUAACGGGAUCAGAGGGGAGAUAACUCAUCAUGUCUUGCACUUUAUUACAUUAUUUUGGUCUUCAUUACAAGGUAAUCAAAAUGUUAGCGUUUCUAUCAAAGAUGUUAAUAUUGUGAUUGUUUUCAUUUCAUGGUAGAUGGAUGUUGUAUGAGUGUUUUAAAAGUUUAGAAAUAUGAAUAAAUAAUGUGAUCCUUGGAAAUGAAAAUACGAGGAUUUGAAAAACAAAAAUUGAAUGAAAUGAUAUAAUGUAGUGUUGUAUUGAUGUAAACUGAAAGAGAAAUUGUAUAAGGCCAAUGUAAUUAAAACCACUUUUUUUGUGUGUUUUUUUUGUACAAAAUCCCCUACCCUUGAUUCGACAAAAAAUAUGACAUUGAAAGGGAUUUUUUGAUUAUUUUUUUUGCAUCAUGUUUUGUAAACUAUUCAUGUAGAAUUUAUUGAGAAAGAUUUGUGAAAAUGUACACAUACUACUGUUGAAUAAACCUGAUAAAUCUACACAUUAUAUAAGUAUAAAUGUUGGAACUUGGGACAAUAUGUUAAACUUAUUGAAUUGAUUUAUGAAAUGUGUAUGUUCAACUUUGUGUCUGUUAAAUAAGUCAUUCUAACACUUGAUGCAGGUGUUAAAUAUUGUUGUUUGUGUGUUUGUAUAUUUCGUAUAUUAGUAAAAAAAA
Messenger RNA from Mizuhopecten yessoensis (Yesso scallop), 2992 nucleotides. RefSeq names its product transmembrane protein 222-like. The record is from RefSeq and is a predicted model, not a curated record. Bases 10 to 621 code for a protein of 203 amino acids. NCBI's taxonomy places the organism in Eukaryota, Metazoa, Mollusca, Bivalvia, Pectinida, Pectinidae. The transcript is spliced from 6 exons.